Funneliformis caledonium is the source of this 2034-nucleotide messenger RNA. Lineage: Eukaryota; Fungi; Glomeromycota; Glomeromycetes; Glomerales; Glomeraceae. The record is from the annotation of a GenBank genome assembly.
AUGGCUGCAAGAAUUGGAAUUGGUUUGGAAAAAUUAAACAAUAAAUUGACGAAUCUAUUAGAAGAAAAUGAGAAUCUUAAACAACAACAUAAAGACCUUCAAAAAGAAAAUCGAGAAACUUUACGUAUUAAUGCUGAAUUGAAAGAAAAACUUCAAGUAAAAGAUAAGCAAUUGGAAAAGCUUCAACAAAAAGUUCUAAAUUUGGAAAAUCAAAAAAAAGAGUUUGAAAUAAUUUCUCAAACGUUAGAAAAAUCUCUAGAAAUGUUUGGAUUAGACGAAGUUAAUGAGAAUAACAAUAAAAUUCUUGAAGAAAAAAAUAAGCCUUUUCUUGGCGAACAAAAUAACAAAAAAACAACAAAAUUUCCUUUAAACAAUAAUAAUGAUAGUAUUCAACUUGCAAAAAAUAUCACAAAUUCCUCCGAACAUUCUUGGAGCUCCUAUAAUAAAGGUGAAAUUCGAAUCGUGGUUGGAUUAGACUUUGGAACAACUUACUCUGGAUUUGCUUAUGGCCAUGUUAUUAAUCCAGAAAACAUAAUUGCACAUGAUGAAUGGCCUGAAUGUAUUGGCAUGCUUAAAACUAAUACAGUUCUUCAAUACGAUAAUAAAUACGCGAAUGUAAUGUCUUGGGGAUUACCAGCUUUAACUAAAAGACCAAGUCGACGACGAUAUGGAUAUGAUAACGAUAAUUCGCCGCCGGUUGAAUUGUUUAAAUUGCAUCUAAGUGAUUUACCCAAUAAGUUUAAACCGGAGCUUUCAAUUGGCUAUAAAAAGGUUAUUACCGAUUAUCUUAGAGAAAUCGGAAAGGUCAUGAAAGAUGCAAUUGUAGUGAGGUGGCCGAACAGUGAUUUCUUUAAAAACGUAUUAUUAGUUCUUACGUUUCCUGCAGAAUAUUCGGAAAAUGCUAGGUUGAUUAUGAGAGAAUGUGUAUUUAAUGCAGGGUUGAUUAAUGGGUAUAAUUCAACCAACUUACAAUUCAUUACAGAACCUGAAGCUGCUGCAAUAUAUUGCAUGAAACAGCUUCAAGAUCAUGAUCUUGAAAUAGGAACAAAUUUCAUGGUAGUCGACUGUGGUGGUGGCACAGUAGAUCUGACUAUUCGUAAAUUGAUUAAUAGAAAUCAAUUAGGUGAAAUCACUGAAAGAUCUGGGGAUUUUUGUGGAAGUACUUAUAUUGAUAGAGAAUUUAUCAUGUAUUUAAGUAGAAAAGUUGGUCAUAAUGCUAUGGAAAUGCUCAGAAAAAACAAUUAUGGACAAAUGCAAUAUUUAAUUCAGGAAUUUAUUAAACGAUGUAAAUUACCUUUUACGGGAGUAAACCAAGACUUUAAUACUUAUGAUUUGGAUCUCGAAGAAAUUGCUCCCGUGAUAAAACAAUACAUUACCGAUGAGAAUAGAAAACAUUUGGAAGCGGAGGAUUGGUUAAUUGAACUUAACUUUAAUGACAUAAAAUCAAUGUUUGACCCUGUUGUUAAAAAUGUUUUACAGUUGAUUCAUGCACAACUUAAUAGUUCGCCUGAAACAUGUUCGGCGAUAGUACGUAUCAUUUUAUUUCCUUGGAAUCCUACGACUGCGAUUGAACGUGGAGCUGUGAUAUACGGAUUAUCUUCUACGAAUUCAGAUUCAAAUGUUAUUGCUUCAAGAAUUAUUAAAUAUACUUAUGGUGUUAAAGUAAGAAAAUGCUGGACGAAAGACGAUCCAAUUCAUAGAAAAGUCAAUGAUGGGCGCAUUGAUAAAUUUGAUUGUUUGGUUAAGCGUGGUACUCCAAUGAAUGUUAAUCAAGAAAUUAUGUGUUCUUAUUUGCCACUUUAUCCUACUCAAACAAAAGUAGUUUUUUAUCUAUAUUAUACUAAAGUGUAUGAUGCAAAAUAUUGUGAUGAGCCUGGUAUGAAACUUUUAGGAAAGCUUACCAUGGAUCUUCCUGGCUCAGGUCUCGAUAAUCUUUCUUUCGGGUUGGCUUUUGGACAAAUGGAAGUUACUGCAACUGUAAAAAAUGAAAAUAACAACCAAAAAUCCAAGAUUAAUUUUGAAUUCGACGUCUAA